Messenger RNA from Ruditapes philippinarum (Manila clam), 2545 nucleotides. RefSeq names its product interferon-gamma-inducible GTPase 10-like. The record is from RefSeq and is a predicted model, not a curated record. The transcript has 2 exons. NCBI's taxonomy places the organism in Eukaryota, Metazoa, Mollusca, Bivalvia, Venerida, Veneridae. Gene Ontology annotation, cellular component: membrane. Bases 666 to 1835 code for a protein of 389 amino acids. Gene Ontology annotation, molecular function: GTP binding.
UUGAUAAAAUGUAAUACAGACCAAUUAUUUUAGAUGUUCUUAUCUUAUUGAAUAUAUAUUUAGAUAAUAACUUUUCUUUAAUAAAUAACUUAAAUUGGAUAAAGAAAUUAAAAAAAUAGACAUCAUUACGGUAUUUUAAAUGAUAUACGCAACAGAUUGUUACUCUGAGUAAAGUGAAAGUUGGAUGAAAUAACGUUUGUUUCUGUCAAAAAAUAUCGGCUAAAACAUUUUUUAUCUUUGGCGUAGUUUUUGUAGCCGCCAUUUUAACGUCACGUGUCGUAUGUCGAAGUUUGUUAAGACACUGAUUUAAGCAAAGCCAAUUAAACCACUUUGAGGAGUGCAAAAGUCGGUUAAUGGUAAUGUAAAUAUAUGAAAUAUAAAGCAGAUAAUAAUUCUAAACGAAACUUAAAAAUAACUAACUGUAUGUCAAUGUGGUUGAUAUUAAUACUGAAUGACAACUCUUUCAAUUUUGUGUGUAAGAAAUACUACAUAUUCAAUAGCUGUCUUAUUAUGUUACUAUAUAUGCAUAACUUGCACGUCCUAGAUUUCUAUUUAUCGAAGUCACGUGGUAGAACUACAUUUUUCUAACUUUAUAUUGCUGAAUAAUAGCGAAUAGUACGUGUGUUUGGGAUAUUGUGAGAUUUGAAUAUUGGUUUGGAAAAGAGAUGGAUGCCAAAAAUAGAGAAUGGAUAAGAUUAAUUGAAAGGAAGACGGAACAUUUGCGAUCUGCAUUUAUAGAGAAAGGUAUGACAGGCCUCUGUAAGACAAUACAGAAUGAGCUAGACAGCUGGAAAAAUGAAACAAUAAAUAUUGGAGUUCUUGGUGAGGCUGAAGCUGGAAAAUCAACUUAUAUAAAUGCUUUACGAAAUUUGGAUGCAGAUGAGCCAGGUGGAGCCCCCGUCGGAAAUACAAAUAUGACAUCAAAGAUACGUUCUUACGAUCACCCAAAUAAUAAAAACGUUCACAUUUGGGAUUUUCCUGGUGUUGGGUCCACAAAUAAUCCCAAAGAUGGAUAUCUGGAAAAGAUUGAAUUUGCGAAAUUCGACUUCUUCAUAAUAAUGACAUCGAAGAGGUUUUCCGAAAAUGAUAUAUGGCUUGCUAGAGAAAUAAAAAAGAAAAGAAAGAAAUUCUAUUUUGUUCGAACACAGUUUGAAGAUGAUGUAGAAAAUGAGAUGGAAAAAAAAGAAAACAAAGAAAUACAAAAGAAAGAUCUAGAGAGCAUAUUAAAACAAAAAGUUUAUGAGGAUUGUAAAAGGAAUCUUGAAGAAUUUAAAUGUGAAGAUAACAUAUUUGUUAUUGACAGUUAUGUAAAAAGUUCGUAUGAUUUUGAAAAACUGGAGACGCAUCUCAUUCACGAUGCUUUUAAUAUAAGUGACGGAAAGCAUUUGGCGAUCACAUCAUGUUUGACGGUGAUGACUUUACCAUCACUAAAAGAAAAGAAACUUGUUUUGGAAAAAAGAAUCCCCAAAAUCGCUUUACGUGCAGCAUUUGCGCUUCGUGUUAAAGAUACAGAUAUAAUGAUUCUGAAGGAAGAAAUGGAAUUCUACAAACAACAGUUCAAUCUAAAUGAAAGAUCCCUUCGAAGAGAUGCCGAGGUUUCAAACAUUAUGGAACGCUUGUCGAAAAUAGAAGAAAGUGUGCAGCAUAUUGAAAAAGAAUCAAAUGAAAUGGAAGAAUUGAAUGAAAUUGACAAGCUCAUGCCGUUUUUACCGGUCAUAAAUAUAAGAAAAACUUAUAAGGCAAGUAAAACAUUGUUACAAAAGGCACUUGAAAGAAUUUAUGAAAAGGCAGUUGAUGUCAAUCUAACUAUGAUGGAAGGACUGACACACGAUUGAUACAUCAUUUUCUUUUAAAAGUAUGUUUAAAUAUUUAUGCGAGUGCAAUCAAAUCGAUUCGGUUAUCAGCACAUUGUUUUGUUCAAUUUCAUAGAGAGUCGUACAAAUCGAGCAUGCCAGUUAUAAAUAAUUCAAAAAACAAAAAUAGAUUACCCCAAAACGCAAAAUAGAAAAUGUUACAGGGUUUGUUUACUUGAGCCUGUUCGUGGAUAACACUGGAAAGUGCAAUCUACCGCUCCAUCACCAAUAUUGGACAUCGUUGUCCAGAGAAAAACGAUUUUUCUUCUGAGUAUAUUGUAUUCAAGUUUUCCGUUUUCUUUAUACUACCAUGUUUCUGUUUUAAAAUGUUAUACAUCAUCUGAAAAUGUUAAUUUGUUCUUGUUUCACAAUUGUGCACAUUUUAUAACGUAUUUAAUACACUGUAAGCAAAAUGACUUCAAAAUAGCUGAAAAUUAAAUUGAGCAAGAUUCCUUGCAACAAAACUACACCUAAAAGCAACAGUAGAAAGUUCAGCUAUAUCUUAUUAAUGAUUUACAAUUCACUGUAACGCGAUUGAAGCUGGGUUUUUUUUUUGCUGAAUAAGAUCAUACAGGAAUUCUAAUGAAAGUCCAUUUAUACGAGUGUUUGAAAUAUAUUUAAAGUUACAUUUAAUAAAUUUCAUAAAAAACUAAAUAGCGACAUUUCAUUAAUAAAUUGGGUUUUAUAUCGAC